Molecule: messenger RNA, 2913 nt
Organism: Eleginops maclovinus (Patagonian blennie)
Lineage: Eukaryota; Metazoa; Chordata; Actinopteri; Perciformes; Eleginopidae
Gene: slc38a9
Product: solute carrier family 38 member 9
Exons: 15
Coding region: 412-2088 (558 amino acids)
Biological process (GO): amino acid transmembrane transport
Molecular function (GO): L-amino acid transmembrane transporter activity
Source: RefSeq, a predicted model, not a curated record
ACCAAGAGAAGAAGCAGAAGAAGAAGCAGUAACAACAACCAGACGCUCAGCUCGUCUCACAGGGGGAAUGUACACUUCUUUUUAACUUAUUGUACUACCAGUCGGACUGUACCCAGAACCAGUGCGCUGCUCUCCACACUGUGUCUGCCGUGUUUACCUGGAAGGAGUCUUUUAGCAUCCACUGUGUGUGUAUGUGUGUGUGUGUGUGUGUGUGUGUGUGUGUGUGUGUGUGUGUGUGUGUGUGUGUAGACGUCUGGUGUUUUUUUUUAAAAGUAUUUUUGGUGAGAACUUGCAGGCUGUGACAUUUGCUGACACAGCACACCUGAGAUGAGCUGAGGACAAUAGGAGCUUCACUGCACACUUUGUCAGGUGAUGAGCGUUGGGAGGCUGUAGCUGAAAGUCUGAGGCAUCAUGGAGGACGACUGCAGGCCUCUGCUGAGCUCCGAGCAGACGGCAGAGAGCUACUCCCAGAGAGGCUCCACGGACUCCCUGGACUUCAAGGCCAAGAGGCCUUUUUACGUGGAGCCCCGGAAUAUCGUGGAUGACGUCCCGCAGGAGAGGGUCUCCGCUGAGGCGGCCAUCCUCAACAGCCGGGUGCACUACUACAGCCGGCUGACGGGCUCCUCUGACAGAGUGCUGAGUCCGCCCGACCAUGUGAUCCCGGGCACAGAGGAGAUCUACAUCUACAGCCCACUGGGGACAGCUUUCAAGGUGAAAGGCAGCGACUCCUCCUCUAAAAACCCCAGUAUCAUCACCAUAUUUGCUAUAUGGAACACAAUGAUGGGGACAUCUAUACUCAGCAUACCGUGGGGGAUAAAGCAGGCGGGUUUCACUUUGGGAAUCCUCAUCCUCAUCUUCACCGGCCUGCUGAUGCUCUACUGCUGUUACAUCGUCCUCAAAUCACCAAAGGCUAUACCCUACAUGGACACGUCGGACUGGGAGUUCCCGGACGUCUGUCGGUACUACUUUGGAAAGUUCGGCCAGUGGUCCAGUUUGGUCUUCUCCAUGGUGUCUCUCAUAGGAGCCAUGGUGGUCUACUGGGUCCUCAUGUCCAAUUUCCUCUACAACAGCGGACAGUUUAUCUACAACUACGCUCACAACGUCAACAUGUCAGAUUCAGAGUUCGGGACGAACGGCUCGGAUAAAGUCAUCUGUCCCUUCCCCAACACGGACCCUGGAGGGAACUUCACCGUCAGCACUGUGUUCCUCACCACCAGUGGGAAUGACACUACUGACACCACUUUUGAGAACUGGUGGAGCAAGACCAACACCAUCCCCCUGUACCUCGUCAUCCUGCUGCUGCCGCUGCUCUGCUUCCGCUCGGCCUCCUUCUUCGCUCGGUUCACCUUCCUGGGAACCAUCUCAGUGCUCUACCUCAUUGCACUGGUCACCAUCAAAGCUGUCCGCCUCGGCUUCCACCUGCAGUUCCACUGGUUUGACUCCACCCAGUUCUACGUGCCAGAGUUCAGGACGCUUUUCCCUCAGUUCACUGGCGUCCUCACGCUGGCCUUCUUCAUUCACAACUGCAUCAUCACGUUAAUGAAGAGCAACAAGCACCAGCAGAACAAUGUGCGGGACCUGUCUGUGGCCUAUAUUCUAGUCGGGCUCACGUAUCUGUAUGUGGGGGUGCUGAUCUUCGCUGCCUUCCCCUCACCUCCUCUCUCCAAAGACUGCAUCGAACCAAACUUCCUGGAUAACUUCCCCACCAGUGAUGUGAUGGUGUUCGUAGCCCGGACCUUCCUGCUGUUCCAGAUGAUCACAGUCUACCCCCUGCUGGGCUACCUGGUGCGGGUCCAGGUGAUGGGCCAGAUCUUUGGCAACCAUUACCCCAGCUUCUUCCACGUCCUGGCGCUGAACAUCUUAAUCGUUGGAGCCGGCGUCCUGAUGGCCAAGUUUUAUCCAAAUAUCGGAUCCAUCAUAAGGUUCUCUGGAGCAACAUGCGGCCUGGCUCUGGUGUUCGUCUUCCCAUCAUUGGUCCACAUGAUCUCCCAGAGGAGGCAGGGGCUGCUCCGCUGGCCCUCAGCGCUCUUCCACAGCUUCCUCAUCGUGCUGGGCCUGGCCAACCUGCUGGGUCAGUUCUUCAUGUGAUCGCAGACACGGCAGGCAAGAGGACAAGGACAUGAGAGACCUCUGAAAUUGGGAGUGCUUACCCACACACAGUGCUUACCCACACACAGUGCUUACUAUCCCACUAAAUAAUGUACCGGAUGAACCUCAGCAGCCUUAGAUGUAAUGUCCGUUUCUGUGGUAGAAAAUGACCGUUGUGAUUUAAAGAAGGCGUCCGGAAACCUUUUUCUUGGAUUGAUUAUUUUUUUUAUUUCCACACGUAAUCCAGGUAUUUUUAUGAUAACAUCUCCCUUUUUUUGAUCAUUUCCUUCAUGAUUAUUCCAACCUGCAGCUCUUUUUGAUUCACUUCCACACCUGUAAACACCACUACUCUACCUGUCCCGCACCAAAGAGUCAAAAUCUGGAGAGAGUGUUGGACUUUUACCGAUCAGAUGGACAGAGACUUUGCUCCAAAUGAAUCCUCAUGUUGCUCUAUGUCUGCUGGAUGUGGGAAUAAGGACCUGUUUGCUUCAUCAUGUCAGCUUAAAGUGUGCCGAGUCAAUGCUGCUCUCACACACGUGUUACUGCAGGGUCUACUGUGUUACAAAAGUGGAUCACCAGCCAGAUGCUCUGUGUCCUCACGACUCGCUUUGGGAAUCCUCUCUCGCUGUUUUUAUGCUUUUUUGAAGAAACGUCUGGUACAGACUUUUAAUUUUUAUGAGCAUUGUUGUUGAUUUACAUGUUUGACAUGUUUACAUAAUCCCUCUUUUCUAGAUACGGCCUCUAAUGUGUUAUAUUUUACUAAUGAUAGGAUAGACAAAGGGAAUAUGUGCGUUUAAAAUAAACCAUCAGUCUGUGAGAACUGUG